Bradysia coprophila is the source of this 1236-nucleotide messenger RNA. RefSeq names its product translation initiation factor eIF2 assembly protein-like. Lineage: Eukaryota; Metazoa; Arthropoda; Insecta; Diptera; Sciaridae. Gene Ontology annotation, cellular component: cytoplasm. The record is from RefSeq and is a predicted model, not a curated record.
CUGUGUCAAAGUGAAACAUCGUGUUGCUAAAAUGUCAAAUCCGUCAUAUCACAAAUCAGUAAUAGCGUUCUAUCGAUGCAGAUCCGUUUUGUAACCUGCAGACAGUCGAUAACAAAAACAAACUGAACAUAAAGCGGAAAUUUAAUUAAGUGAAAAUGCAUGAACGAAGUGCAAUUGCUAAACCAAGCAGCGAUUUGGGUGCAUGUUCAUUCCAAAAUUGGUACAAAUCAUUUGCCAAAAUAUCGAUUAAGUCGAUUUGCAUCAAAAUACCGGAUGAGGUAAAGCACUAUCUCCAUGACGAAAUCAUUAUUUUACCCAAGGAAUGUAUGAGUAGUGAUCAGUUGAAUCAAGUUCAUGAAGGAUACGAAGAUGAAGACACGGAAAAUUCAGAGCAACCGGAGUUUCCUGAAUUUAGUAAAUUGAUAACCGAGAAAAUAGAUGAACUUGGUGGCUCAGCUUAUCUGAAGACAAAUUGGCAUAGUCCGAAAGAUGCGUUUUGGAUAACGGCCGGACAAACGAUGAAAGUUAAAGACAUUACUGACGUCUACCAGUUAUUAAAAGCGUCGAGUAUCUGUAAGGACGACCUAAACCAACUCAAUGCACCAAUCGAUGUUGACCAAGAAGGCAGUAGCGUCGCUGUGGACAGAGACGUGUACUUGGUUUUGAAGAAGUGGCGAGAGAUACAUCCAGGAACGGAAUUCCGUUGCUUUGUCAGAAAUAAGAGUCUAAUCGGAAUAUCGCCAAGAGAUUGGCCACAAUAUCAUGCACACAUUCAUACUCAAAGACGGGACAUUAUCAAUGACAUUUUGUCGAUGUUCAAGGAGCAAAUUAAAAACAAGUUUCCACUCAACGACUAUGUCUUCGACGUUGUACGAGAUGCGAAAGACCGAGUGUAUCUGCUGGACUUUUCGCCAUUCGGUGAAAAGUGGUCCGAUUCAUUGGCAUUCGAAUGGGGCGAUUUGUUAAACAUUGCCACGGGUAAAGAUGAUCCGGAAAUUCGCUACCUGAGCGCAGACUGUGGCAUACAGCCGAGAAAAAGUAACAAUUAUGGCGUCCCAACCGAUAUAAUUGAUGUGUUUAAGGCAUCUAGUGAAGAAGGCUACAACACUUUGAACGAUUUUUUAGAGAACCGCUUGAGCAAUGCAGUCGAUGCACACAAUCGGGACGAUGAUGACGUUGACGAUGCUGUGUAAACUUAAUAUUCUGCAAUAAAACUGUCCAAUUCGUUACAUAAAA